Gongylonema pulchrum is the source of this 948-nucleotide messenger RNA. The record is from the annotation of a GenBank genome assembly. NCBI's taxonomy places the organism in Eukaryota, Metazoa, Nematoda, Chromadorea, Rhabditida, Gongylonematidae.
AUGAUCCGAAUUAAUGGUAUGAUUUCUGGAAAUGUUUUUUUUUUCUCAGUCGUCCUCAGAUUACACUCACUCCUGCGCCAGAAUUCCAGGUCUCUGGAGCUGAAUGUUGAUAACGCUGCUGAGCGUGCUGAAGCGUUGAAACUGAGCGGGCUGAUGCUCAGGUAUAACAGCGAACAGACGACCGUUGCUCGAGAUGUUGUGGCAUCCAGGAUGGCAGGCAGUGGUCGUUCGGAUUCGCUUUUUCCAAGAAAUAUUCUACGGACUGUCAAGCAGGCUGUGCUGUCGCCAGAUCUCAUUCUCGAUACUCUCGGCGCAGGACUUCUGUGGGAUGUUGAAGAAUCAGUAUCUGUCGUUAUAGGUUGGCUUGCGGAGCUUCUCAGUGGUGCAGUGCUUAAUGAACGCCCGUCCUCUUUUGAAAUUUUUGCUCCAGUGAUUGAAAUUGGGCUUUCACAAAGGAUGGAUUUGAAGGAACUGAGACAACAACAGUUGCAACCUUUGGGUACGUCUGCUUUGCAGUGUAUUUCGAAAACACUUCUGAAUCUGUUGCGCACAUGGCCUGGACUUUUCGCAUGCUCGGCUCCGGAUGAGAAGCAGAAUACGGUGCUUUCAUCUCUGCUAAGGUUCGUUGACAUCACGGCGCUUAGCCGAAACGUGAAUUUGAGGAGGCACGAAGUCUGCGAUGCGCUGAUCGAUUGUUUUUGUGAAUUGUUGGAUCUUUCAUACGCCAGCCAUAAUUUUCGCUCGUGGCCUGAAGCAGUGAAAUUUUACUCCACCAUGCAUCAUCCAGAUGCUUACAAAUGUUCAUUGCGUGAUGAAUUUGUAUUAGCGGAGCAUGAAGUGCUGCUAAGAGCGAAAGAACACGACUCGAUUUUAAGUGAUCUGCUGGUCUCAUUUCGUGCCGUUGCCACUUAUAUGCUUGUCAGUGCCGGAAUAAUUCAGGUAGCUUGA